Thamnophis elegans (Western terrestrial garter snake) is the source of this 3012-nucleotide messenger RNA. RefSeq names its product interleukin 4 receptor (gene IL4R). Gene Ontology annotation, molecular function: protein binding; cytokine receptor activity. Bases 384 to 1793 code for a protein of 469 amino acids. Gene Ontology annotation, biological process: cytokine-mediated signaling pathway. Lineage: Eukaryota; Metazoa; Chordata; Lepidosauria; Squamata; Natricidae. The record is from RefSeq and is a predicted model, not a curated record. The transcript has 9 exons. Gene Ontology annotation, cellular component: external side of plasma membrane; membrane.
CUCUGUUGUUGCCCUCACCUAGGGAACAUUCCUCUCUCCCCACCCACCCACCCCCACCUCAGUCUCCUGGCCUUCGGAAAAGGAGUGAAGUUGCGUCUUCAAAGAUUGUCCAGCCAAGAUGCCAAAAUGAUUUUGAAACUAAACUGGUUUGUUCCUGGGAGGUGGCUGCUGUCACCAACUGCACCGCGGAGUUUAAAUUUCUCUACCAGGGAAGCUUAGCAACGGAGCCCCAGGAGUGUCCUCUGAAGAAGAAGCAGGAGGGCCCAGGCACUGCCUCCUGUUGUGUUUGCGAGAUUCUAGGGAACAAAUUCAAAAAAGUCUACUAUAACAUAUCACUGGCCAGGACAGAGAAUGAUGCUGAGGUCUGGAACGAGACCUUGGAUAUGGAAUUAAUUGUGAAGCCCAAGGCCCUGAUCAACUUGAGUGUCGAGAAGAAGAAGAAGGAGCACACGUUCAUCCUUACCUGGGAGAGGGAUUACAAUGCUUCUAACCUACUUAAAAGCUCUGCAGCAAAGUACGAGGUUGCCUAUUGGCCCAAGAACCAUACAGAACAGAAAAUCAUUGUUCCAGAAGACUCAUCCCAUCAUAUCAUCUUUGCGGACAAGCUCCGUUCAGGCACCACCUAUGAAGCGAGUGUGCGCCAUGGGUUGAAACUCUGGGGGGGGAACUGGAGUGAGUGGAGUGCUACUUGUGAAUGGCUCAAUGAUUUUGAGCCCAGCUCUGAAAAGGAAUCCUGGACCUCCAUUGUUUGGUUGUGCAUGAUGAUCAUCAGUCUCAUUCUCUUCUGCUACCUCUGCUUCCUGUGGGUGAAGAAGAAAUGGUGGGAUGGGAUCCCAAGUCCCCGCAAGAGCAAAAUGGCAGAGGACAUAACAGCGGGAAAAUGGCUUUGGGUUUUCGGCAAGAUGGAGACGGCUACCUGCAGACGGCCAUUUCCCAGCAAAGGCGGUGCUGAUCUCCCUCCCCAGCCUCUUGGUGUGACCCGUGCGCCCUUCCUAAUCCCCGAAGAAGUCUUCCUGAGCAAAGGCUCUCUAACCACAGACAGCAGCGCCGGAGGGGUCAAACCAGGAGGCCCGGAAGAGGCAGAGGCAGAGCAGGUCCCACACGAACACGCUGUGGCCGGUCUCUUCAGGGAUCUUCUGCUUGGUGCCCUGAGCACGGGGGAUCCGGGGGCCCCAGCAACCUCCACCCAAAGCUGCUCUGCUCCAGAGAAGCCCGUCUGCCUGCAGGGUCUCUGCCAGCCAGCUUAUCAGGCCUGUCGAGUGGAGCCUGAGGGUUCUGGCCUGGAGCUUCCUUUGUCAGGGCAAGGCCCAUACGCUCCCGAAGGACAAGCUGACUGGCUGCCCGGGCUGGAGAGCUCGCCAGCGGAUCCCUCCUGCACUGCCCUCCCUCAGGCAGAGAGCAGCCUUGCUGCCCCCUCGGCUACAGGCUACAAGUCCUUCAGCAGCCUGGAGGCUCAGCCAGCGAGCGGAGUCUGCCCAGCCUGGAGUCAGUGGCCUUGUCUCGCCCCAGAGGGUCAGAGCCAGCAGGCCUGGGGCAGCACUGGGCCCAGCCUUCUGCCGCUGCCAGACACUUCUGGAGGCUUCCCAGCAGGGCAAGACACCUUCUCCCUCUAUGGAGCAGCUGCCCCAGGAAUGUGGCUUUUCCCUGCACAGCAAGGGGCAGCCUUAGGAGCUCCUGGGGGGGCCGAGAGCCUGCCUGGUCCAAAGGGCGCUUUCUUCUCCAGCUACCGGGCCUUCGGCUGUGCCCUCCAGAGCAGCCUUGCCUCCCCGGAGUUGUCCGUGGAGCCCGUCUAGAAGGCCUUUCCUUUGGGCAUCGAAGAGAGGCUUUGUAGGGGCAGGGAACUCAGUAUGGACAAAGGGAGGUUGUGCUUAAACUCGGAGAUAAACAGACGUUGCACCUUUUCAGAUAAAAGCAGAUUAAGCCACUGCUGAAAACCCAUUUCUCCGCUUCACAAUUUGUCACUUUCUGUGGACUGUCAAUAGGGAACGUGGGUGGUGGGUCAGGGAGCCUGCAUCGUAUCUGCUCCGGCUUGUGCCCCUCCCCAAUUGCAGGUCUUCCUAGAGCCACAGCUUUAGAAUGGGGCCUGGGUGAUGCCCCUUGCUCUGGAAAGCGGCUGCUGUGGACACCAACCCAUCUCCACUCGCCUCCCCCUGGCUCUGCAUUCCCAAACCUCAGCGGGCCUUCAUCGUCCCUCCAGUUGGCCUUCCUUGCUCUUCCUGCAGCUGGAGAUCCACAGGCCACAGCUAGGAGGGAAGGGCAGGCUGGAGCGAGGGUCCUCCUGGAGGGGGAAAGCGAGCUCUGGGGCCUCUUAUGCUUGGCCUGAGGAGUGCAGUGCAGCUGCUCAGGGCUUCACCUUCUCUACCUAAAGGAGAGGCGUGACGUGCUGUCCAGGGUUCAGAGAAAGCCAUACAAAGACACAUGCACUGCAGAGCCAUGAGGCCUUUAAUUGUGGAGGACACACACUCCCAUUACCCCUGCCCUACAGGUGGCUAAACUGGUUCCCAGUUUGCUUCCAGGUUCAAUUCAAGGUGUUAGUUUUUCCUUUUAAAGCCCUUCAUGGGACCAGGUUAUGAAAGGAAGCACCUCGUCCCAAUGGGACUAGCCUGCCCCACUCGCUCCGACACACAGGGCUUGCUGCAGACCCCAUGAGUCAAGGAACUUCAGCCGGCGGGGUCCAGGAGAAGGGCCUUUUCUGCCAUGCCCCCCUCCUCUUUGGAACAUCGUGCCUCUAGAGGUGAGAUCCAUCCCCUUCUGCCUGUCCUUCCAGAAGAGCCUCAAAACUUGACUCAGCUAGUUAGCUUGAGGCCUCAAUGGGUGCCUUGCACGCUGGAGAUGGGUGGUGGACAGAGAGAAGACCGUUACGUUCCUCUCUUGGUUUUCAGUCUUUUCCUAUUUCUUGUUAAUGCUUUUAUAUGACUAUUGCAUUGCAAGCUGUCCAGAAGUCUCUUUGGAUAGUAAGAUGGGUGGCAUAAAUGUAAUAAAUAACUGAAUAAACAAACCCUUUUGCAGCCA